AUGAGUUCAGCUAAUAAAAUACAACCCAAAGUAUUUCCAAUUGCUCCAUCUCUGAAAUUAGAAAAGUCCUUAGAGGACUGUGACAUCAGUGAUGAUGUUCUCUCUGAGUCAUUGUCAAAAGCACCUAGCUAUAGAGUAGCCAGGUUGAGAAAAUUCUUCACAAAUCAUCAGUGCAUUAGCAAGGAGACGGUGUGAGCUCCUCUCAAUCAGGAUUUUUCAGGUUUAAAGAAGAUGAGAAAAUUUACAAGAGUUUGAACUUCCAAAGCUGCAAAACUAUUAGACGAACGUAAGGCUAGCAUAAGGGCUUCAGAAGGGUCUCCUAAAUCGUUACAGUCUGAGAUUAGUAGUCUACUACAACAGCUGAUUAUCAAGAAAAAGAAGGCCAAAAUAUCUAGACCACCUUUUGACUAUAAGGCUGGGCCUUCACUUACUCCUAUGAACAACUCAAGUAUGGAGCAAAGGUGUGACAACUUCAUUCUUACAAUCGGAGACAUCGACGAGCCUCAGAAAGCUCCAAGACUCAUGAGAUAAUCUUCUCUGCAUAAGCUCUAUGGUCGUCUAGCCAACUUGGUUAU
Molecule: messenger RNA, 575 nt
Organism: Moneuplotes crassus
Lineage: Eukaryota; Ciliophora; Spirotrichea; Euplotida; Euplotidae
Source: the annotation of a GenBank genome assembly